This is a messenger RNA of Aspergillus fischeri NRRL 181, 1188 nucleotides long. Its product is annotated as velvet factor family protein. NCBI's taxonomy places the organism in Eukaryota, Fungi, Ascomycota, Eurotiomycetes, Eurotiales, Aspergillaceae. The record is from RefSeq and is a predicted model, not a curated record. The coding region runs from base 1 to 1188 and encodes 395 amino acids. The transcript is spliced from 2 exons.
AUGUCGGACACGCCGUUUUCACAAUGGAAUUAUUCCACUUCCGUCAGCCGAUGUCUCAACUCGAAAAGUUCUGCAUCCCUCAGUAAACAGGGCGAGGUGACGCCGAACCCAGCUUCUUCCUACUCUAAGCAUGAACCGCCGCCGCCGUUUAUCUUUCAAGGCACCCAAGGCUACGAUCCGCCAGUCAUCUCCCCUGCGACCGAGUCCCGAUUCUCUUCUUCUGUUCACUCUUGGGUCGGCGGCGCCGAGCAGAGUAACUCCACGACAAUCCCCAGUCCUGUUCAUUCUGAUCGCAGCUCAGCAGCGCUUAAUGGCCGCUUAAAUCUGUUACAAGCCCUACCCCCGCAACCGCCGCGACAAGUCUCGUCAGGCAUCCCGAUGGGAUUCGAUCGGUUACUCAAUCAUUCUCCAGAGCCUUCGCCGCCCCCAAGACGAGUCUCGGCGUCCCCACGUUACCACCUGCACAUUCGACAACAACCCAUAGCUGCUCGGGCUUGCGGUGCUGGUGAUAGGGACCGGCGACCAGUAGAUCCGCCGCCGAUCAUCCAGAUGCUGCUCACCGACUUCGACCCGCAAUCACAGGCCGAUCUGGACACCCUUCAAGAUCCUCGGCUUACCGUCGGCUGUCUGCUUCUCCCAGUAUCAGCAGCGAAUUCGUGGCCCGGCUCGCCCGAAGCCGAUGGGUUGUGCGCAAACCGAGAGGACCGCACGACCUCUCAAAGGGCCGAAGAGAAUGGUCCCGGCCAGGGCACGCCGCUGCUUUCAGGGAAAGCUUUUGUUUCGCCUUUCCACGUCGAAUUGGAUCCAGAUCCCCAGACAGCCCCGCCUCAUCCCACAAGCGUGGAUUACGGGGUAGAGACGAAGCCUGGAGCGGCCAGUCCUACCAACGGCUUGGAUCUGGCCAAAGUGCGAGUCCCCGCAACCUUCUUCGUCUUCCCCGAUCUCUCGAUCCGGUCCGCUGGCGUCUACCGGCUCCAGUUCCGGCUCAUGAACUGGGGCCUUGUGGAAGACACAGGCCAAUCCAUGCCCGUCCUGGCCGAGGUCUGGUCCGACCCCUUCCGCGUGUAUCCCGCAAAAGACUUUCCUGGAAUGCGGGACUCAUCGCCUCUGACCGAGGCUUUGAAGGAGCUCGGGUUCGUGGAGCUCAAAACCCGUGGCAAGGGGAAGGGCAAGGGGCGGCGGAGAUGA